CAGGACGCAAUUGCCGUACGUAACCUGACCGGCAUGGCAUCUCGCUAGGUAUGAACGAUUCAGUUCUUCCAUCAUCCACUGCAUCACGGUUUCAGGCACUGCUUAGCAACAGUGGCAUCUCCAACGAUACUGACCUGAAUCCGGACGUCAAUUCUCUGACCACGUCACGUCAACGGCAAUCAGACGACAAACAGCCCGAAUCAGUGGACGGCCUCGCUCUCGCUACCCGAGUACCUGGCUUGGCGAAAACCACCUACCGGUUAUAGGUAGUUGAGGCAGGUCGAGGUAUACAUAUGAUGGAUAAUAUGGGAUCCAAAGUCCGCAUGGUUCAACCUUGGGUCGGGUCCUGUGCUAGUCUCCGCAGUGCUUGUCCCCCGCUAUGCAAGUGCAACGUUGCCGGGUGACGGCGGUUCGGCAUCAUCAUCACAGACACUUCCAGGCUCAGCUCCUCGCUCAUUACCAUAAUCUCGGACUAACUGACCUGUACUGGGUUUCGUUCGGGUGCAUUAUCUAUGGGCCGAACCGGUGUUGCGCCAUCCGAGUUGCCCAGACUGGCGGACCAUCAUACAAGAACAAGAUGAUGUCGACCUCUCUCUCUCUCAUCUCGUACCCAACACUUUCAGGCUACCCAUGUAGGCCAUUACCAAAGUCCACCUUCAGCGUUUCCGUGACCAUCGUAUGACCAAGAGGAGUGCUCAUAUGGGUCGGAUCAAUGUACUUCACCUUCCGGCUAAAUUACUGUGCCUGGCUGAGCGUCAUGGGCUGUCCCAGGCGAAUGCAGAGCUCUUGGGACAUCUGCUCCACCCUUGACGGAUUAAUUUAUCUCUCAUGUUGGAGGAAUCCAAGAAUUAGGCCAUGUUCACCUCCUAAGCCGUCGGAAUCAGCAGACGCCAGGGCUGGAUGCCUGACGCUGCAGGGCAUUUGGCGUGAGCUCCAAGUUCUGGCCCUGACCAACAUGUACGGAUGGGCCACGGAUUCGGUCCAGGCUCCAUGGUGUGGGCGUCCACAGUCGUUACCACUAGUCGGGAUAAUAUUGAUGGACGAGAGAGGUCUGAAAUGUCUAGACAUGUCAACGUCUGGUGUUUAAUUGUGUUGGGGGCUUCAAUGUGUAGUGGAUGGAGAUGUCCUCUAAAUGCUCCAAAGCAAGGGCAGUCAACCAGAUCUGAUUUUGAGCGCCAACCAACCGCUCUCUCUGUCUACCAGCCGCUGCGGCGUUUGGAAAGGCACGGGACAGGGACCAACAUCCCGGCUUCCGGUGAUUACUUAGCGAUAAACAACAGUUUGCCUGUGACGCCACAACCCGGCUUCUCCGUAGUUCAACAAAACCAAGCAAUGGCCUAUUCUAU
Molecule: messenger RNA, 1346 nt
Organism: Neurospora crassa OR74A
Lineage: Eukaryota; Fungi; Ascomycota; Sordariomycetes; Sordariales; Sordariaceae
Exons: 1
Coding region: 713-1087 (124 amino acids)
Source: RefSeq, a predicted model, not a curated record